This is a messenger RNA of Temnothorax curvispinosus, 7573 nucleotides long. Its product is annotated as regulator of G-protein signaling 9. Lineage: Eukaryota; Metazoa; Arthropoda; Insecta; Hymenoptera; Formicidae. Bases 833 to 3478 code for a protein of 881 amino acids. The transcript is spliced from 17 exons. Gene Ontology annotation, biological process: G protein-coupled receptor signaling pathway; intracellular signal transduction; regulation of G protein-coupled receptor signaling pathway. The record is from RefSeq and is a predicted model, not a curated record.
UCGGCGUGGGUCGAUCAAGAGCCGGGGAGAGUAGGGGGAGGAGGAGGCGAUUUUUAACCGGAGGAGGGAACAGCGGGAGAGAGAGAGAGAAAAAGGGAGAGAGAGAGAGAGCGUGUUUCCUCCUCCAGGCCGAUUAACAGUUGGCCCGAGGGACGCGAGGCGAUCGAGUUGGUUUCUUCGGUGCGGCCGCGAGCCUCGGCCUCGGCCGAGGCGCAAUAAAUAUCGACCACAGCAGUGGAGGCUUAGCGAUGCGAAAAGUGGACCAUUCGAUCGGGCCACGUCAUAUUUCCUAGCGCUCGGCAUCGUCGUCGAAAAGGCGCGAGAUGCAUUACGACAUGUGCCCGUUCCCCGGGGGAGAGGGGGGAUGCUCGUGCGCUUUCAAUUAUCAGCGCGCGAAGUCCCCCCGGGUUACAUAUGCGCUCCAGACCGUCGUGUUCCUGUGUAAAUCAUACUAAACUAUAGGCAACGAUUCAUCUACGGUAGUGCUACAAGUGUUGGUAACGUGGAUCUCCCGUUAUUUCGACGUAUAUGUCGAUGGACGUUUCAGAAUUGCCGAAUGAUAAAACGAUGAUGCAUUUAUGGCAGUGCCAACGCAGUGAUAGUGUAAGGUGAUAGUGCUCAUGCGACGCAUUGCACUUUUCGGAUGUCCUAUCAUACUGUUAACGCAGUAUUGAAAUAUUAAGUGGGCGUGCGGGGGUGACUGGAGUGAUGGGAUGGGGCCAGAGCCCCAUGGAGUUCGGGUAGACCCGUCUCCGGCCCAGCUCCCCAGCCCCCUCCGCCAUCGAUAUCGACACCGCUCCUGCCAGCGUCGCAGAGGGCCGCCUCGAUCGCGAUGGAGGCCUCUAGCAAUCAACAACAAAAAGAAAAGGAGCCACGCGUUCACAGGCCUUACGCCUUCGACAAGAUGGAGGGGCUGGUGCGGGAGAUGCAAGACCCUGAGAGAGGGGUACCCGUGCGCAGCCAAAAACAAUUUCUCACCUCGAUUCCCUCAGCGUUCAUGGGUGAGUGCCAUCGGUACUUGCGUUGUGGAGUAAACGUAAGCGGCCAUCACGGCCAGGACACUACAGUAGGCUGCCUGCGUGUUGCAGGUUACGACCUCAUCGAGUGGCUGAUGGACCGGCUUGCCAUCGAAGAAUCAGAGGCGGUCCAUAUUGCUAAUCAACUAUGCCAGUACGGCUACUUCUUCCCGGUGAAUGACUCCAAGACACUUACUGUUAAGGACGAUAGCUCUCUGUAUAGGUUUCAGACACCCUAUUAUUGGCCGUGGCAACAUAGAACCCCCGACAACGUGGAGUACGCAAUCUAUCUGGCUAAACGAACUCUGAGGAACAAACAACGUCACGCUCUCGAGGAUUAUGAGAUCGAAGCUUUGAACAGCUUGCGCAAGAACUUACAGAACAAAUGGGACAUAAUACAGCUACAAGCGGAAGAACAGGUACGCCUAUCCAAGGAGCGCAAGAAAGGCGACAAGAUAGUGAGCGACUCCCAGGAACGAGCAUUUUGGAGAGUCUAUCGGCCGCCACCCGGUUGUCUCAGUAGCCUGGAAGUCGUGCCCGUACCCACUCGUUUUCGUCCUGGACUUCCACGACCUCCGUCACGCAAACGCACUCUCACCGAUCUACAACGUGAGGUGGCCCUUCUACGAAACAGUUUGACACGCACGAGAAUAAAGGUUUCGACUGCGAUCGAAAAUUUUAAAUCAUACUUUGAAACGUACGUGGAAUACGAUCCGAUGUUCGUACAGCCGCAACCUUCCAAUCCAUGGAUCACCGACGAUCAUAUGUUUUGGCAACUGAAUAGUCCCUUAGUGGAAGUUCCUACAGAGAAACGUGUUAAACGAUGGGCGCUAUCGAUGGAAGAACUUAUGUCUGAUCCUACAGGUUUACAAGAAUUCACGAAUUAUUUAAGAAAGGAGUACAGUCACGAAAAUAUAAGAUUUUGGCUGGCGGUCAAAGAUCUCAGGCAUAGUUUUCAAGCACAAAUACCUGACAAAGUCAACGAAAUUUUUAGAGAAUUCCUGGCACCUGGAGCUCCCUGCGAAAUCAACAUAGAUGGAAAAACAAUGGAGAAGGUUCAUCAGGAGAUGAAAAAUCCGAGCAGAUUUACGUUCGAUUCCGCCGCGGAGCACGUAUAUACGCUAUUGCUAAAGAAGGACUGCUACCCUAGAUUUAUUCGUUCCGAUCAAUAUCGUAAUCUCUUAGCUGCGGGCGUGCAACCUCUGCAGAAGAAGAGAUUUUUUGGCUUCGGCGGCCAAGCCAAGAAGAAAGUUUCCUCCACUUCGACACCAACGUCUAGCACUUUGCAGCACGCUAAUAUAGGUGGCGGCAGCGGCGGUGGCAGACGUAGGGGAAGCGACCGGAGCCUGUCCGGAAGCGCCCACGAGCUCGCGAUUUGCGGCGUCCGCGACGUCACUUCCGCACCGCGAGUUCCGCAUUCCCAUAGCCAGUCGAAUCUCACCGACAUCCCAUACAGGGAUGCUGGCGCGACGGAAGUGGUAGUUCGCCCUAUGGACGACGUAUGUCCAUGGGAGGCCGUGCCGGGCCCGAGCACGGAACCCGGAGGAACGGGGGACACCGCGUCCUCUGGAAGGACAGCGUCAGCUGAUCAGACUCGACACGUGUGGGACAGCGGCGGCUAUUCGACAACCACGUACUCUGCCGAGGCCGCGCGUGCCUCCCGGAAGAAUUCCGCACAGUUAGACUCGUGCAGCUCGUCGUCGGACGUCAGCCUUGCUAUCGCGGACGUCUCCGAGCGAUUGCGGAAGUCGUGUAGUUUGCAGCAUAGCGGUAGCGUAGGUACAUCGACUUCAGGCCCCAGCACGAUAACGCGAAAUUAUUCUACCUGCUCAGCAAGCGGCCGUAUCAGGCUAGCCGAGAUAGGUCGCGCGUCCGUGUCGUCCUGCAACUAUCCGUCGCCCCAGCAGUCAUUCGAGUAUUCCCACGCGGUGGUGGAAAGGGUGGUCGAAAAGCUGGAAGAGAGAUCGUCUCUGGAAAAGAUAGUGCCCGAAGAGGAAACCGUCGCGGAAGCCAUCGUCGAAAAAGAGAGUCAGUCGAGUCCUAAAACAACCGCAAAGGCGCCCUUGAUCAGCAUCAGCGCGAUCGUGGGCGACCUGCCGAGCGACAAUUCCACGAUGGAGAACAUCGACGAGGAUGGGAGCGAGAGCUGCACGGCAAAGGACGCGGGGGAGAUUGUCGCCGAGGAGAAAUUGAAGGGCGAGGACUCGCGGGCCGACACCGGGGCGGAUGUGUCGCCGGUGGCCGAAGAACCGGCGACGACUGAGGAGCUGCCCGAGGAGACGCAGGUCAUGCCUGUCUGGGAACCGGACGCCCAACAGGAGGACCGACCAGCGGUGGCGCAGGCAGUGCCUCGGGAGAAGCGUGACAAUAAUGUUAACGAAGUAUGCCCGUGGGAGGAUGAGGAAAACUGUAGAGUGGAUGCACCCUAUGUAAAAACCUAUGCGACUUUAGGUUACUUGUAAUUUGUCGUUGAUAUUAAAUCUUGCAUUUUACAUUUACAACAUUCAUAAAUUCGAUUUCCACUUUAAUCCACUUUACUGAGCUCGCGUGUCCAGACCAUUGCGCGACAGAAGCUUCGGUCGCUGCGUUAAUUAAGCCAAGACACAAGCAUCUUUUGAGGAUAAAGUUUACUUACGCGGAAGCAGUUCGAGGAUUUAAUAAAAAUGACAGUGCACCCACUGCACCCUUGCAGUCGCACGAGAGUACUGAUAGCAUUCAAAUACUUACAGACAGAUUUUCACGAUGUUGCGUGCAAUGGCAAGAUUGCGAGCAGUUCGUUCGAUAGAAUCGAUAACGCGAAAAUAUAUAUGUCGCGGGACGAAAAACGAGCAUCGACGUCUAGUCUCUAACUUUGCAUCGAGUCACUAUAUUUAUAUUGUACGUAAGGCCUAACGAUCCGAUUCGUUUGCUCGAGAUCAUCGAAAUGGAUCCGUUUAGAUCUCGAUUAACGAUCAAGGAUUUGGAGCUCUUUCGUCCUUUCCGAUUUUACUAGAGUUAUUUAAUCUCUACUAUUUGUACCAUCCUUGGUAUACGCGAGCCACGUUGAAAGAAAUGAGCAAAGCGAUUAUUUGUGACUUGUGAAAGAAAGAGAUCGCGAGCAUUAUUGUUUAAAACUAGAGCGCAGUUUCCAAUGUUGUUCGUAGAUUAACGUAGAUCGACGUAGAUUAACGUAGACUAGGAAACCUAGAAGAUGUGUCGCGUGACAAGUAGCGAUAGAUAUCGUGUCUCUCUCUGUGUUUGAGUAAACGUUCAAAACGGCGAUGUAUCGCCGAGCAAAGUAGGAAGUAAAUUCAAGUGCGCGGAUUGGGAACUCAUUAUACUCUGUUCGUGUAUCACGUGCAAACGCGCGCUCGUAGGGUGCUAGCCAUUUGAGCCGUUUGGCCGCUCUCCAUGGUCGCGCUUUUCCCGGAUACCUCACUUUUCCGCGAGUCACGCACCUCGCGAAACUUUACGUUCCGAUAUCCCGAUGUAUUACGUUACAGAACACGAUUUCACCCUUGGAGACGUAAUUGCUUCUCUAAUUAACCAGACUGUGCGAUUGACGAUGUCGCAUUGAGAUACUCUCAAAAUAUCUCGUUUACUCCCGAAAUACAUUAUGUAUCCCAAUGCGCGGCGCGUUACAUUAUUUAAGUGCACGUAUUAAGCCUUCGUCUUACUUACAAUUAGACUUAUCGCCUAGAGUUAGCGUGUUUUACGCAGUGUCUUACGAGCGUUCGAUAUUAAUUAUUGAAAAAAUUAUCGUGACCUGAUAUAUAUUAAGUGUCUAUUUCGUGUUAUAGUUCGCCAGUUAUAGUUGUCGUAAUCGCGUCGCAUUGAUUAACAUAUCGGCGACGAUUACGGCGAUUUUAUGACGUUUCACUCGUUGAUCCUCGGUUAAGCGAGUCGCGAAUUAAACAACAACAACAAAAAAAGAAUAAAACAUGUUUGCGCGAAUCUAAGUAAUAUUGAUGUCUAAAUGCCCAUUGCUAUCGGAUCUCUGAUUCUGUUACUGCCCCAGGAUCUCCGAUCCGACGCUAAAAAUUGAAGGAGAGGCUAUUUAAAAUUAAAUGCAUUGUGCUCUUAUCUGUAUCUUAUCGGUGUCUUUUCGUGUAUAGUUUUAAGAUACCAAAACGAUACAUAAUUAUUACACUAAUUACCGACGACGUGUUUGUCUCGCGUUCAAUCGCGAACCUUAUGACGAUUCUGACGGCCAAAUCCUCGUUUUUUUCUCAACGAGAGGAAAGGAUAAUCAAACUGACGGGAACAAAGAACGAUUGCCUAAUUACGCUGCACUUUACACGAAAAGAUGGGAAACGAACGAACGUGAAAAAAAAACAUGGUGGUUCUAACGCAUACUAGUUUUUCUAACGAACUGAAUAUCGAAUCUUUAGGUGACAAUUUAUCUUCAAAGUUCUUCGAAUUUAAGAAUGUAUCUGCGUUUAUUUUCUACGUGCAAUAGCGAGUGUAAAACAGAUGCGAGAUACACUCCAUUGACAAUUAUUUGAGUGCAACGAGCUGAGUACGACGGUCUGGACACGCGAGUGUAAUCAUAUAAGGACUCUAAAAAUAUUCACGACGAUCGUAUUGUUAAUUCAGCAGCUCAACUUAAGUAUCGUAAAGUUCUUACGAUAGGUUAGCCGAUAAUAAGACUAGAAAUAACACAUGUCCCGUGAUUGAGAUAUAAGAAAAUAUUAAUAUAUGAUAUACUUACUAUACCGUACGAUUUCGUUCGCGUCAUAUAGCGGUAACGAAUUACUUUUCAAUUCGCCCGCGUAAUUUUAUUGUACAAGCCGAGAUAAAAGUGCGUCGUAGUCAAAAAACUUUGAGAAGACACGGAAGACGAGAGAAUUCGGAUGCUGGAGAAAAAGCGAAUUCUAAGCAACGGAGGAACCAUGGAGCAAAUCAAAAAAGAAAAAAAAAACGUUACUCGCCUAAGAGGGACGCUAUUCUGUGUAAAUAAUUUUCGAUAUCAUCGCGUAUAUAUUCGCUCUCUUUUGAAUCUUGGAAAAUAUAUAUUAUAUUCAUCCAUCACGCAAGCCAAAGACCUCUUCUCUCUCUCAUAUCGCGUCGAACAACGCAGAGGUGCGCGCAAGCUAUAUAUCCUUCGUGCUCUGUUGCCGAAAAUAGUCCUGACAUUUCAUAAAAUGAAUUAAGUGAGUUAAGUGAAACAGAUAAGAUAAUUUUACUGUUAUUAAAUUGCAACGAACGAUUAUCGUAAACAUUUAGAAUAACGCGAGAACAACUUCUAAGCCUUAAAGCUUUAAAUUAUGACAAAAUAAAUUGUACAUUUUUCUAAAUGUUAAUCGCGAUUGUAGUAAUUAUUUAUUCAGUUUUAUAUCGAAUCACGAUCUCGUCUCCGUUAAUCACAAAAGCAAGCUACGUUAUUCGGCAGCAGAGCCAACGCGACGGAGCAACCUUGAGCGCAUCCGUCAUACCGUAUUUUGUAUAACUUGAAACUGCGACGUUUGGCUGUACAUCGAUUACAUUUUUAGCAUACCAUUGUCAGAAUUGCAAGUUCAGCUCGGAAAGUUUUGUCGUUAAAUAAUGUUUAAUAUUUAACGCAAAAACGCUCUGAAACACACACAAAUAACAUCUCUUUGCUAUUCCGACGUUGCGAUUAACUCCUCAGCGAAGGGAAUGGCAAUUAUUUCGAGUGCCGGUCAAUCCGGAAGAGGUGACACUUUGUAUGAUAUGACGGAACGGAAAUGUGAUUAGCUCGCAUAAUUAGCGUAUGUAGGCGAAACGGUAGAUACGAAUAAAGUCCAGAAUAUCUUUCUAAAAUAGUAUAUAUUGCUAAAAUAUUAUUGCGCAAUGAAAAAAUUGACUUGCAUAAAUUAUUCGUAUUUUGCAAGUUGCACUUUUGAAAAGUCUGCGAGAUCCGGUGCCACCGUAUAUAUUGUAACAUUAUUUUAUACAGCGUUUCUAAACGUUUUGUUUUAUAGUAUGUUUUCGCGAUUUGAGCAGAAAUUGUAAAUAUUGUUGAAAUAGUAUUUAUGUACGUUUGCCGCAUGCAUUUAUAAAUUGCAAUUAUAUAUAUUUAUCUAGAUAUAAAAUGAGUAAGUGCGACACUUUUGUAGUAAACGCAAUAAUGUUGUCGUGUUUAUUACGGAAGGUGUGAGAAAAUGAUUUCAAUUCUCGUAACCUCGAAAAAAUAUAAUAAUUAUUAUCGCCGUAAAUAGAGAUUUAAAGAAGAAAAAAAAACAAUGUACUGUGGAUUACAGCUGACGAUGCGAAUGGACAGGAUUACCCCUUGGAUCCGUGAAAUGCGAGAUAUUUUUAUUAUUAUUAGAAAAUCUAGACAGAUCUAUCAAAAAUUGACGGGACUUAGGCAACAAAAUGUGCACCAAUUAAAAGUUCAGCGCACUGUCGCUUCUACGCUGAAUUAAGAUCUAGUUCCAAUUGCCGCGAAUCCACGAUUGGUCGAGCGAUGUGAUUCUUGCGAUUGUCGAGUUGUGCGAAGUUACGCGCGCGUAUACAAUGAAGCGAUCGUUCAAAGUGCGUAUUAUCACCCGCAGCCUAAGGACGCCAUCAGUAUAAUAAAGAUAUAAAGACAUAAAGGUAUAAAGCGAGUGAAAAUU